Messenger RNA from Lepus europaeus (European hare), 951 nucleotides. RefSeq names its product olfactory receptor 10A7. The record is from RefSeq and is a predicted model, not a curated record. Gene Ontology annotation, molecular function: olfactory receptor activity; G protein-coupled receptor activity. Gene Ontology annotation, biological process: G protein-coupled receptor signaling pathway. Bases 1 to 951 code for a protein of 316 amino acids. Lineage: Eukaryota; Metazoa; Chordata; Mammalia; Lagomorpha; Leporidae. Gene Ontology annotation, cellular component: membrane. The transcript has a single exon.
AUGGUCUGUGAAAAUCACACUAGAGUCACUGAAUUCAUUCUUCUCGGAUUUACAAACAAUCCCAAGAUGGAAGUUUCCCUUUUCACCUUGUUCCUGGCCAUCUAUAUGGUCACUUUGUUGGGCAACUUUCUCAUUGUCACGGUGACCAGUGUGGAUCCUGCUCUCCAAACACCCAUGUACUUUUUUCUCCGAAACCUGUCCCUUCUGGAAGUCUGCUUCACAUUGGUCAUGGUGCCCAAGAUGUUGGUAGAUCUGGUGUCCUCAAAGAAAACCAUCUCUUUUGUGGGCUGUGGAACCCAGAUGUACUUCUUCUUCUUCUUCGGCAGCUCCGAAUGCUUCCUCCUCUCUAUGAUGGCUUAUGAUCGCUUCGUGGCCAUCUGUAACCCUCUCCGUUACUCAGUCAUAAUGAACAGGUCCUUGUGCUGGUGGAUGGCCAUAGGUUCUUGGAUGUCCGGUGUCCCUGUGUCUAUGCUACAGACAGCUUGGAUGAUGGCCCUUCCUUUCUGUGGACCAAACGCUGUAGACCAUUUUUUUUGUGAUGGUCCUCCAGUGUUGAAACUAGUCACCGAGGAUACAACCAUGUAUGAAAUGCAAGCACUUGCUUCCACACUACUAUUUAUCAUGUUUCCCUUCUCCCUGAUUUUGGUCUCCUAUACCCGCAUCAUUGCAACCAUUCUGAGGAUGCCAUCGGCUACUGGCCGCCAGAAAGCAUUCUCCACUUGUUCCUCACACCUCAUUGUGGUAUCUCUCUUCUACGGGACGGCCAGCCUGACAUAUCUACGACCCAAAUCCAGUCAGUCCUCUGAGAGCAAGAAGCUUGUGUCAUUGUCCUACACUGUCAUCACCCCUAUGCUGAACCCCAUCAUCUACAGCCUGAGGAACAAUGAAGUGAAAGGGGCAGUCAAAAGGGCAAUCACUCAAAAGGUCUUGCACAAGUCAGAUGUGUUUUGA